Penaeus chinensis is the source of this 3507-nucleotide messenger RNA. Its product is annotated as pikachurin-like. Gene Ontology annotation, molecular function: calcium ion binding. Lineage: Eukaryota; Metazoa; Arthropoda; Malacostraca; Decapoda; Penaeidae. The transcript is spliced from 15 exons. Bases 562 to 3411 code for a protein of 949 amino acids. The record is from RefSeq and is a predicted model, not a curated record.
AGCACAGGAGGAAGGGAGUAGUUCUCUCUCUGCCGCUCAGUGGUGUAACUGAAGCAAUAAGAAUCAUUUAUAUUGUCGUGGAUAUACCCUCAUUGAGUCACACAAAUAUCGCUCGCUUUGUGUACCAAGUGUCACAGUUAUACCUAAGCGAGUAAGGCCUCGUGAGAGUGGAAUAGAAUCAAGCGAGUUUUUCCUUUUACGGCUCUCGAAUUGCCCUUUUGACCGACUCCUCUUGCCAAGGGAGCAUUUUUCCUGACCCCCCCGCCCCCCCUUUUUGUCCUGCCCGUAUUUUUGGAGUGAGUGCGAGGACCCGGCCGGGGGAGUGAGACCUCGGCUCGGAAACCGGUUGUAGGGCGGCAGCAGGUUCGAGGCUCAGCCGCACUCCGCCCUCGGGCCCCUCGCCGAGCCAGGCCGAGGAGCAGGUGGCAAGCCGUUUCCCUUACCGUAUUUUUCCCCCCUUUUGACCCCAGCGUCGGAAAACCGCGAGUGAGGGAAGAGUGUGAAGUGAGUUAUGUUUCUAGGUGAUUGUUGAAGUUAGAGAGUGCACACAGAGAGCGGACCAUGUGUGCCCUGUGGUGGCUGACGAGGCUGUGGGCGGCGGCCGCUGUGCUGACGGCGGCGCUGUCGUCGACGCCCACCAAGGAUAACAAGGAGAAGCUGCCCUUCGAGGCUGUCUUUCAAGGGCUCUGCGACAACAGUGAACUCUGCGAACAGCUGUGUUUCAACCUCCACGACGGAACAUUUGAGUGUGACUGUCAACAAGGCUACACCCUCGAGCCCGACGGAUACAGCUGCACCAAACUGAACUACAGCAAGCCCGAUUCCUCCGUUCUGUACGAGAAGGAGGCGUCCUUCGUGGCCGUGUUGGAUGACGACUACCAAUCUGACUCUCCAGGGGACUACCAGCAUGACGACUACCAACGUGACGACUACCAGCGGGAUGACUACCAGCGCCUCGAUUACGCGCGCGACGACAAGUACGGCGACUACCGACGAGACGACUACCAGCGCGACCUGUCGAGGCUGGAGGACGCCGAGGACCAGCCCCACACGGCCGAGCUCCUGGAGGAUCCCUCUCGGCGCAAGGGCAGCAGCCAGCUCAUCGACAGGGCCGACAUCCUCAACUACGACAGAUAUAAGACUGAGCAUGAAUCCAGCCAGGAGGAUCUUGGAGCUGAGGAAGAAACCGGCCCGGAGACUUUCCUGGAGCUGGACACCCUGGACCUCAUCCAACCAUUCACUUCGCCUGGACCCAACCUGGAGCAGAAGGUACCCUCAGAGCUCCCCAACCUUCAAGCAACCGAGAGCCUCACACCCUUGUGUGAAAUGGAUUGUGGAAAAGGACAUUGCCACGUGGAUACUCAGGCUGGCAUCUCAAGGUGCAUGUGCCCCCUAGGACAUGCAGGCCGCUAUUGUCAUCCAGGUCCUCAGAUAGAAACGGCUAGGUUCCAUGGCUCUUCAUGGGUAGCCUUUGCCCCUCUUCGGGAGGCCUACAGGGAUGUCCAACUCACACUGGAGUUCAAGCCUGAGAGUCCUGAUGGAGUCCUGCUGGUGUCGGGGGAGAAUGACGAUCUCAGUGGGGACUUCAUGGCUGCAGUGCUCCUCAAUGGCUAUGUUGAGUUCAGAUGGGACUGUGGUUCAGGUGCAGGGUCUGUCCGCUCACCCGAGGGAGUGCACAUGGGCGAGUGGAACCGGCUUACUGUGUAUCGGCACCGCUGGGAUGUUUGGCUGCAGCUCAAUGAUGGCCACCAUAUUCAAGGCCGAUCUGAGGGACUCUUCUCAAGGAUCACUUUCCGUGAACCUCUCUACGUUGGGGGCUCCAACAACCUGACAUCCCUUGCAGUGCGUCUUGGUGUGACAACAGGCUUACAGGGAUGUGUCAGACGACUGCAGAUCAACGAUCAUGUUUAUCGUUUUCACAAGAAUGAUGCUCUUAGGGAACCCAAUCCCUCGUCAGAUUAUGCUGCUCUUGACGGUUUUGAUAUAAGUGAAUGCAUAGGUGAUGCUUGCAGUGAAGUAGAAUGCCAGCACGGAGGAAAAUGUGUGGCAUCGGUUCAGGACACCAGGAACAAUUCCAAUUUAGCUGCCACACCUCCACCUGCUUUCUUUCCUCCUCCACCUGCUGCUCCUAUAUGUCUGUGCCCGCUUGGCUAUGCUGGGGAUUUCUGUGAAAAGCAACUAAAUCUCGAGGUUCCUUCCUUCAAUGGCUCUGCCCACUUAGAAUUCCCAGCACUUGGAGGCUCUGUCUUAUCAUGGCUUGAGCUGGAAUUAGUGUUCCGUGCAGCCUCCACAGAUGGCAUCAUGCUGUAUGAGGGACAUCGAUCAGACGGCUCCAGCGACUUCAUUGCUGUCACACUCUCCCAGGCCCAUGUUCUGUUCACGCUCGAUUUGGGAUCUGGAAUGCUAACAUUACGGUCAGCCUACCCAAUCCGUCCUGGCGUGUGGCACUCAGUGCGAGUCUCUCGGACUGGCCGAUGGGCUUGGUUAUAUGUUGAUGACCAGCCUGUUGUGAGUGGUCUGACCCCUGGUGGUUUCACUAUGCUGUCUCUCUCACAUCCUCUAUAUCUUGGAGGUAUCCCACCCACCUCAGUCUCUCAGCCAAUACUACCAGCAUCGCAGGCCUUUGUGGGCUGCAUACAAAAGUUAUCACUGAAUGGACGACCAAUCCACUUGGUAUCUGGAGCCGUUUCUGGCAGUAAUGUUGGAUCUUGCGAUCACCCAUGCUCUGAGCGCCCUUGUGAUAAUGGCGGAGUAUGUGAGCCACACGGCCCUACCUACACAUGCCGCUGCCCUCUAGGAUUCAAGGAUGAGCACUGCAGGAGUCGAGUGGUGACGCAGGUUCUCACACCAAGUUUCAGUGGGCGUUCUUUCCUGAAGUACUCAGAUCCAGAGAUAAUGAAGCGAGUGUCAGGUGACAAACUCCAUUUGUGGUUAAGAUUCCGCUCCCUGACGCCCAAUGGCCUCCUGAUCUGGGCUGGAGAGGAGGAGGAUGAUGGAGAAACUGACGUACUGAUCCCACCUAUUGGAGAUUCGCUGAGCCUAGAGUUGCAAGAUGGACGUCUUGUGCUCCGGUACAACCUUGGCUCUGGGUAUGCUAGGCUCAUGUACAAUAACAGUGGUCCAUUGGAUGAUGGGCAGUGGCACACUGUGAGGAUUUCCAGGUAUGAGAGAGAAGCCCACGUGUCUGUUGAUGGUGAGGACCAAAUUGUAGUUGUCUCUCCAGGUGAUCUUGUGCAACUUAAUGUUGACUCAUCACUCUAUGUUGGUGGGCGUGAAACAUUCAGAGGUGCUCACAGUGGCUACAUGACCCCUGGGCUGACGGGCUGCAUAGCUGACCUGACUCUCGCUACAGACUAUCAUGUUGAUCUUAUAACUCAGGCAGCGGCAGGGCAAAAUAUUGAUUACUGCUGACCGGGCCGAGGGUAGGUGGGAUGUGGAAGAUGAAAAGAGAGAGAGAGAGAGAGAGAGAAAGAAAGGAAGAAAGAAAGACAGAAAGAAAGAGAGAGA